AUGUGGACUCCCGAGAUUCCUCCAGCGCCAAACCCCAAUCCCAAAAAUGACCUAAAUAAGUCUCCCCAGGAACUCGUCAGCGAGUUCUGGGACAAGUUCAUAGCAAAGAACCCUGGCAAAGUCACCACAAUCUUUCCCCACAGCCUAUAUGCCAAUAUCCUCCCCCCGCUUCAAGAAAAGGGAGCAUCGUCCGCUCGUAACGCAGCGGAAAGCUACGAGGCCGCAGCCAAACAAUGCAGAGAGCAAGUCUGGCGUAUCGUACGCGAGUGCAGGCGCACGAACGAGAAAUUCGCAGAUCCCGACUUUGAUAUUGAAAGUGAUAAGAAUCUAUGUCUGUGGAAUUGUCUUCGCGGGCUUCUUCGAGGUGAUGGCGAAGGUAGCGAGCAAGACUCAAGUUCGGGGUCUUCGUCUGAUGAUGAUGAGAACGUUGACGUUCCUGGGUCAGUUCACAGAAUCGACUGGAUCUUCGAACGUCCUCAAUUCACCAUUGAUGGGUAUUCGAAUACGGAUAUCAAGCAGGGUGCGAAUGGUGACUGCUGGUGGCUUGCGGCAGUGGCGACGAUCUGUAAUCGGCAGGACUUGAUGGAGAAGAUAUGCAUUGCGCGGGAUGCGGAGUGCGGAGUAUACGGAUUCGUUUUCUACCGGGAUGGAGAGUGGGUGACUACGGUUGUGGACGAUAAUCUGUACUUGAACCAUGAAGACUUUGACUACUAUGGCGACCGAUAUGACAGCACGGGCAAGAGAGCGCGAAAAUACAAAAAGCUCUAUCAAACAGGCUCCGAAGCUCUCUACUUCGCCAAAUGUUCCGACCCAAAUGAGACCUGGUUGCCGUUGCUGGAAAAGGCCUAUGCCAAGGUCCAUGGAGACUAUGAAUCCCUCUCUGGUGGCUGGUCUGGAGAGGCUGUUGAAGAUAUGACUGGAGGGGUUACGACGACUAUCGCGACGAACAGAGUUCUAAACAAGAACAAACUAUGGAAAGAGCUUGUAAACUCGGAAAAGAACUUUGUCUUUGCGGCCUCGACACUUGGAACAGGUUGGGAUUGGACGAGAGGUGGUUUAGCCCUAGGACACGCCUAUUCGAUUCUCCGUGCUACCGAGGAGGUAGACGAGGAAGGAAAUAAAGUGAGGCUGGUACUGAUCAGAAAUCCUUGGGGUGAAAGAGAUAGACGCGGUAUAGGUGAGUGGAACGGGCCAUGGAGUGAUGGCUCAAGAGAGUGGACACCUUACUGGCUCCAAAAACUCCAGCACAGAUUUGGGGAUGAUGGCAUAUUUUGGAUGGCAUAUGAGGAUAUGUUAUCAACAUUUGUGUUCCUCCAUCGUACUAGGAUCUUCGACGAGAAGUGGACCGUAGUCCAGCGGUGGACGAGCGUCAGUGUCCCCUGGGUGACAGGCUACCUUCAAACAAAGUUCCUGGUUGAGAUCAAGAAAGCUGGUCCGGUUAUUUUUGUGCUUUCUCAGCUUGAUAAACGUUAUUUCAGAGGCCUUGAAGGGCAAUACGAAUUCUCACUACACUUCCUCCUACAAGAGGAGAAUGCAAAACCUGGAGAACAUAUAGGACUAGUUCGACCAGCUCACUCCAGGGAAUAUCGGUCUAUCAGUGCGGAGGUUGAACUCGAGCCUGGGAAGUACGAAGUUUUGCCCAAGAUUCUCGCAACCAGAGACUCCAAGAAGAAGAUGGUAGAACAUGUGGUAAAGGAUUUAGCGGAGGAAAAUCCCCAGAAAUUGAAGCAGGUCGGCAUGAAUUACGAUCUGGCAAAUGCAAAAGGGGUUUCUUCCGAAGAAUAUCCGAAAAAGGUAAGUAGUGAUGCUGAAGAAAACAAAAAAGAUACAUGUUCGCAAGACAAAGAUAAGAAUAAAAGAGAUCAAAUAGAAGACAAGGCUGUCAAAGACCAAAAGGAGAAUGACACUAAGAAACAGAAUAAUGGCAAAUCUGUUCUUGAAAUGGAAUUUGCCCCUUUAGAGAUCCUGGAUGGCUUCCGGGUUAACAAGAAGGGACAGGUUCUCAAUGAAGAUGGGGAACCUAUUGGGGAACUCAAAGAGGGAGAUCUUAUGAGUUGCACCGGCAAGAAAAUCACAAGAGGAGAGGUGCGCGACACAGACGGCCGAAUUGUUGGCCAAGCCAGGACUCUACUUCGGCCAGUCGGCAAGCCAGUCGACAACGCUCCCAAUGAGUCCACGGUCGUUAAAAAUGACGAACCUGAGGAUGAGAAGAAGUACGAGGCAACGGAUGAGAAGCUCCCUGGCGCGAAAGAUGGGAAGGAGGAUGAUACAAUCAAAAAAGAUGGGGAUGAGGAAGUUUGCCACCCGAAAAACGAGUCUCAGUCAUCUGAAACGGACGACAAUGCACCUCCCCCAUGGAAUGCAAUCUGCGUGAUUGGCAUGCGAGUCUAUGCAAAGGACUCUGAAGUCGCCAUCGAGCUCGUGAAGCCGAAAGAUCCUAAAGACGCCAUUCUCGACGUGGAGGGAGCUCCUAUGUAA
This is a messenger RNA of Aspergillus tanneri, 2478 nucleotides long. RefSeq lists its product as uncharacterized. The coding region runs from base 1 to 2478 and encodes 825 amino acids. Gene Ontology annotation, biological process: proteolysis. NCBI's taxonomy places the organism in Eukaryota, Fungi, Ascomycota, Eurotiomycetes, Eurotiales, Aspergillaceae. Gene Ontology annotation, molecular function: calcium-dependent cysteine-type endopeptidase activity. The transcript has 3 exons. Gene Ontology annotation, cellular component: cytoplasm. The record is from RefSeq and is a predicted model, not a curated record.